AUGGAUGCCUUUGAAACCGUACAUGCGCAUUUUAGAGGACCAAUCAAAAUAGCCUUGAAUAAAGAUCAUAAUUCUAGUAUGAAUCCUAAAGAAAAUCUUUUUGUUUCGAUUGGUUCAGAUAGUUCCAUUUUUUAUUGGAGUUUGGAUUCUAAAAAUAAAUUGCAAUAUCGCGAAGAAAUAUGCACUAAUGACAAUGUUUCAUGCAUAUGCUGGUGGAAUAAAAAUAUAUAUCUUGGACAGACUUCAAGAGAUCCUAUAACUGAAAAUGAGCAAAAUUAUGUCACAUCAGUAGAAUAUGGAAAAGCAAUUGUAAAUGGGACCAUGACAAAAUUUUCACUUGAAACAUGUGCUUUAGAUUGCUCUCAUGAUGGUAGAUAUAUUGUUGCUGCAUCAAAUGAUUUCGUCAUCAAAUCUAUACAACUAGAUGAAAAAUCUGAAGUUUUGAAGUAUGAUAAAUACUGUACUGAUGAUCCUAUUGUUUCAAUUUCUGUUGAUCCUACUGGAGUUUAUUUUGCAGCUGCUUUUUCUAAUUCAAAUGUUAAUAUUUAUAGAUUAAAUGCUGAGAAAGAUGUUUGUGGUCAACAGAAAUUAGAUCCAUUGGCAAAGUUUUCUUUUUCUAAUAAACAAUUUCUUUCGAGAGGAGACAUUUUGUAUAGUAUGACCUGGUCCAAAAAUGGUGAAUUUUUGUAUCUUCCUACGGAUAAUGGAGUUAAAGUAAUUACAUAUUUAUCAAAAUCCAAUAGUUUCGUUGAGGAAUGUAAAUGGAAUUCUGAUGUUAAUGAAAACUUUAACAAUUGUUGUAUUUCAAAUAAGGGUGAUAAGCUUGCUGUAUCCUCAAUUGACGGUACAAUUAUUGUUUUUGAUACAAAUAAUGGAAAGUGUAUAUCUGAAUCUUAUAAACCUACAACUGGAAUAACUUCAUUGGCAUGGUCUCCAUUAGAAGAACAAGAGAAUGUGCUGAUAGUAUGUGAUACAGAUGAAAAAACAUAUCUACAUACAGUUAAAAUAAAUAAUAUUUCAGUAUCUCCAAAUUCUAACAAUGUCGUCAAAAGGAAAGUAGUAGUUUCUGAUGAUGAAUGUGAUGUAAUGGAUUGCGAUGACGAGGCAACAAAUUUUUCAUAUGAUCUUGGGAAAAUAAAAAGUACUUAUGCUCUACCAGAAGAUGAUAAUAUUGUUGAAGAAAGUUAUGUUCCUGAACGUAUUAUUAAGUAUAAACCUCCUAAAAUCUUACCACCUUUUAUGGUUACAUCUACACCUAAAACAACAGUUGGGUGUUUUUUAAAAUGGAAUAAUCAUGGUAUCAUAAAAUUAAUUUGUGACGACAAUGAAAGUCGCAUCGAGGCAUCUUUUCAUGAUAUUUCUAUUCAUGGAGAAAUUAUUAUUGAUAAUACUUAUACUAAUUUUACAAUGGGUGAUAUUUCUAAUAAAGCUGUUGUUCUAGCUUCACCCAGAAAUGGAAAGAAAACACCGUCCAAAUUGUUUGUUAAAUAUUUUUCUUCUUGGGAUGGUAAUUCAAGAGAUUGGGAACUUGAAUUUGAAGAUAGUGAUGAGUCUAUUGUAAAUAUUUCUUUAUCCGAUAAUUAUAUAGCUGUUGCAACGAGUUAUAAAUUUAUUAGAAUUUAUACUUUAGCUGGUAUACAAUUAAAUGUAUUUUGUUAUAAUGGACCUCUUGUUACAAUGAUAAUGAAUGAUGAUGUUUUAGUUGUUGUUAGAUAUGAUGGUGGUGCCAUGUUUACCGGUGAAAAAGAUGAAAAAGGUAAUUCUUGUAUGGAAUAUUCACUCAAGAUGGAUUUCCACUUUAUAUCAACUAUCAAAUGUACAAAAACAUUCCCAGUUUCAUUAACUCCCUAUUCAAAUUUACAAUUCAUAACAUUUACACCUGAUUCAAAUAUUGUCACUAUGGAUUCAAAAUAUAAUUUUUAUGUUUUUCAUAUAGAAUCAACAACAUGGCUUCCAAUUAAACGUGGAAGUGAUUUGAUUACAAAUAAUUUAGAUUCCAUAUUUCCUAUAUUUGUUACAUUUUCAUCAGCAUACCAGAUUCGUUAUCUUUAUGUAGCUAAUGGACAAUAUCCUUUAGUUACUCAUAAGAGUACAGUUCAAGUAACAACAUUUGAAUUUCCACUAAUUGGUAAAUCUACAGAUAGAUAUCUACUUGAAAAUCAAAUAUUAUUGAAUAAAUAUUUUCCUUCAAUGAAAUAUACUCUAAAUGGUACAACAACAACUAAAGCAGGAAUAUUGCUACGAUUGUUUGCUUUAGCUACAACAACAAAAAGACUUGUUAGAGCUACUGAUAUUGCUAAAAUGGCUGACGAAGAAAAAAUUAUUCAAGCUUUGAGUAAUUAUGCUGCUAAACAAAAUUUUACCAUACUUAGUGAAAAAGUUAAUGAAAUUGGUAAAGAAAUAAUUGAAAAAAAAAGAAAUGAAAAAGAAAAUAAACAUGUUAGAUUUGAGGAUAAUGGUUGGAGUGAUGAUGAAAAAAUUACUCUUAAUACUGGAAAUAUAAAUCCGAAAUCUAAAAUAUCUACACCUACCAUUAUUGCUGUACCAAAAAGAAAAUAUCCUAAUACACCUAUUGUAAAUAGUAGAAAUAUGAUCAAUCAUGAUGAUUCUCUUUUGGAAGUUGAAAGUGAUAUUAAAAAACAAAAAAAAGAUGACUCUUCUUCUCAAUUAUCAACAACUUCUGAAAUGCCGGAAAUAGGAAGAUUGUAUUCAGUAAACCCAUUCAAAAAAAAUGUAGACUCAACUCCCGGUAAUUCUCAGGUGUUUAAAUUUAUAUAA
Messenger RNA from Strongyloides ratti, 2778 nucleotides. Its product is annotated as WD repeat and HMG-box DNA-binding protein 1. The transcript has 2 exons. Lineage: Eukaryota; Metazoa; Nematoda; Chromadorea; Rhabditida; Strongyloididae. Gene Ontology annotation, cellular component: nuclear replication fork. Gene Ontology annotation, biological process: mitotic cell cycle; DNA-templated DNA replication; DNA repair. The record is from RefSeq and is a predicted model, not a curated record. Bases 1 to 2778 code for a protein of 925 amino acids. Gene Ontology annotation, molecular function: chromatin binding; protein binding.